CAAGCCCUAGAUCAAAUCUUUUCUCUUCUUCUCCUUCCUUUUCUCAUCAAGAAUUAUGUGUCCGUUGAGGUUCAUAUUAGUGUUCUUCUCGGCAGUACUCGCAGGAUAUAUGGCGUGGAGGACGGUGAAUGCUUCCCCGGAACUUUUCUCAGACGAGCCAUCACCAGUCAAAGCGAAUGAUAAACAAGGACGAUCUAAUUCGAAAAGAAAGGUGGAGAAUGGUUUAUGGAUGUUCGUUGAUAUGGCUAGCGGAAGGUACCUUUGGAGAAAUCUCAUGGAGAUGCAUCAUAAGACUCAAUGACGAAAGAUAUAAAAAAUUUCGCCUGUGUCUGGCCUAUAAUGUGUAGAAGGAUUAGAAAAA
This is a messenger RNA of Camelina sativa (false flax), 361 nucleotides long. RefSeq lists its product as uncharacterized. The record is from RefSeq and is a predicted model, not a curated record. NCBI's taxonomy places the organism in Eukaryota, Viridiplantae, Streptophyta, Magnoliopsida, Brassicales, Brassicaceae.